CUCGUGGUAUAUGAAACAAACAAUGGUCGCUGAUUUCAAACAAUUCCCUGUGCCUGUGGCAAUAAUGGUACUAUCUGAAAUUGCAAUAAUGUUUAAUAAGUAUGGUUACUCCAGAAAUAAAUAACUAUAAUCACUUUCUGACAACAUAAUUAACAUUACAGUCAAUAAUCAUAUCAACCACAUCAUUAGGUGUGCAUGUCCACCUUUUCCACCAUCUUUUUUCUGCCUUUUCAGAACCCCAGCAUUAACUUCACCUAAGAAGAACUCACCCCUCUGUCUGUGGAAUAAUCCAUAUCCCGAACGGGGGAUCUAUUUCAUGUCACACACUCGCCAAUCUUUAUAAAAAUCGAAUACACUGUUUCUUUGCGCAAAAUAAUACGACGUUAUAUUUUCAAUGUAUCUUUAAGGGGAUUUAAGCAUUUCCAUUGAUUUGAGUACAUCAUGCGAUUUGUAAAAGCACAGACCGAACGUCCCUUCUGGAGUUAUAGUUCAACCUGCAGAAUUUUAGGCAAAAUGGCGACAAUGUAACGAAUGGAGGGCGAAAAAGGACUAUAAUCAAGUAACAUUACAAACUUGCUCGUUGUUAUAAUUUCGUGAUAUGGGAAGUAGACUACCACACUUGGAUUUCCUCAUAUUAUCAACGAGCAGGUGUGUUUACUGAAAACGACGGGGUGCCAAUGUUUUGGAAAAGACUGCAGUAACCUCAAGAUGAGGUGCAACUCGAGUGUUAGAACAAGUGCUGAUGGAAAGAAUAAGGGCUGAGAGAGGAGAGAGAGAGAGCAGUGACAUAUGCGUGUCGUACUGUGUUGUUUUCACUAUGGCAGCGAUGAAAGAGAGUGCAGAGGAAGACAAAGAAGUGGAAUCUUCCUCUUAUGACAUUCAAGAUCUGACAAGCACAUCUUCUUCCAGCAACAACAACAACAAUAACAGCUUGGAUCCACCAGAGCCCCUGCCCUUGGACAGUCACCAAAACCCUUUAAAUGGAGUCCAGUCGAACCCAUUUGUCUGUGGUAGCAUCCCUGCUGCCCCCAGCACAAACGACUCCUUGCCUUCCAGAGCACUUGUUAAUGGAGCUGCUUCACACUGUACCUCAGAGGAGCCCCGCGUCCACAACAAAGACAUGUCCCCCUUGCCCGGGACAGACACCAGCCCUGAGGUGUUACCACCUCCCAGUGAGCUUCAAUCAGACACCCGGCAGAAAACAGAAGGGUGCGUCCUAAAAGUGCAGCACACUAGGGCCUCAUCUGAAUCGAACAACAGCGACGGUGAGGCCCCCCUAGAUGUGCUGGUGGAGGAAGGCUUGGAUAACAGGCCAAUCAGCCGACUGUUGGCUAGAAAGCAAAUCAAAGCAGGGUGCUUAUGGGACUUUGAUUCUGAGUUGUCAGAGAGUUCCUCUGAUGACUGUGAUGGUCUGAACUGGGGCCUGCAGGAGAAGUUCAUGCAGUUACUGUUGAAAAGCAGGAUAGCGGGUGGUGGGGUAAGAAAAAAUAUUGCAGGAGCUCCACCUGCCAACCAAAAACAGGGGAUGCGGAAAACUCACACCAUGGAGAGCGCUGCCACUAGAGGACAGGUUUAUGAUGGCUUUGAUUACGCAUCCCAGAAUUCCCUAACCGAUGAGGACUCCGAUUUUAAUUCGUCCAUUAGCAAAGAACAUGCCUUCAGGAAAGAGCCGGAAAGUUUGAAAGCAUAUGCUGGCUUGCGCCUGGAGAAAUUCUGUGACAAGGCAGCUGCCAUGAAAGAGCUAAUUUCAAGCGAGAAAGAAGAGAGAUGUGAUGAAGGCAGAAGCGACAUAGAAACAAACACCUACAUGGGGGAAAAAUUGUCACUGUUCAAGACAGAGACAAAGCCAGGGAAGGAGCUGUCCUUCUUCCCAUGCUCAAAGUGCAACGCUAAUUUCAAGGAGAAGAUGCAUUUGCAUAGACAUAUGAUGUAUCAUUUAGAUAGGAAUAAUAAGGUGAAACAAGAAUACGUUCCCCGACCUUUUAUAUGUAGGGAGUGUGGGCGUUCGUUCCGAGACCUAAACUCUCUGCAGAAGCACAUGGUAAUCCACCAGGUGCAAAGGGAGAGGCUGAUGGAAGAGAUUAAAAGUUUCGGUAAGAUAGAUGUUGAGGGAAGGAGAGCUUGUAUUCAGUGUGUCUUUGAAACGAAAUGCCCUCAAACUUUUGUCCGUCAUGGCAAAACUAAUGAGAAGGAGAGACACUGUAAUAGCAGUGAAGGACAUGAUCACAUGACUACAUCAGAAACACAGUUAAUGACGCAUGAGUUCACAGCUCACCACAGCACUUGCGACAAAUCUCGAGACUUAUUGAUAUGUCAAAUAUGCACAUUCAAAACUAACAGUAAAGACGCUUUCAGAAAGCACAUGGAGCUUAUCCAUGGACAGCAAUAUUAUGACUACAACGAACCUCACAGCAAUAUGGAUGACAUUAAGACUGUGCCUGACAGAUUAGCAGACCAAACAAAAACCAACGACUCAUCUUUGCUUUCCCUAACACCAAAGACUCAAAGCAAACAGAUGUGGUCUGUCACGGAAAAAGGGGAGCUUGCCUUAAGGCCCAAUGGCUCAGCUGACCUUAAUGUGAGAAGCAAAGAAACACAAAAAGCAUGUGAUGGUUUCUGCUCCUCGCUGAUCAAAUGGAGCCCUGGCAGCCAAGCAAACAAGCUGUCACCAUUCUCACUGAGAAGUGACAAGCCAAGCAAAUUAUCCCCUCUGCCUACAGAGAAAAUAGACGUGACAACAGGUCUCCCGUAUGUCGAAGAAGACAAUCAAGAAUAUGAAAGCACUGUCACAGAAAAGAGGACAAAAUCUCUUUCCAGCUUUGACGUGCAUCUUACAACGAAAGCAGAGAUCGUCAGUAAAGCAUCCUGUCUGAACUCUGACACCGAGAGCAGUCCCAAAGAUCCCUCAUCCAGCAGUACUUUAGCACCACAAACACUGAAGCAUAAAAUACCCUCAAAAAGAAAAAUGUCAAUCCCGUAUCGUAACACCCACGUCAAUAUUCCUCAUGCACGUUUUGCAAAUUGUGAACCUGAGUCUCCACAGUGGGAAUCUAAUCAACUACAAGACGAAAGUUACUAUGAUGGUGCUCAGGCCUACAGCAACUUUACCAAAGAGUCCCCAGAUCAGUUUCGUAGUAAUACCCACUCUGAUUAUUUCAUCUCUGGACAAACAUCCCCUUUCAAAAACAAUAUUACAGACAACGCUACUCAGUCUAAUCUGGACAUUGACGAUGAUGAAAUAUGUACAUUAAUAAUAAAGGAGGAGUGUAUUGAGAGUAUAAUUAGUGAAGAUACCCCUGAUCCUGCUGUUUAUGAGCAAAGUGACCCCUACGCAGGGUAUGUGGUUCCCUCUUUGUCCUUGGUGGGAAGAAAAUGCUGCCCCUACUGCCCAGCUGUGUUUGAGUCUGGGGUAGGCUUGUCCAAUCACGUGAGAGGACACCUGCAUAGGGUGGGGCUAAGUUAUGAAGCACGUCACCUGGUGUCCCCCGAACAGGUGGCAUCUCAAGAUCGUAAGCCUCGCAUACGCAGAAAAAUCCCCACAGUGAAUCGAAGAAUCAGAAAAGAUGAGCCAGAGUCUAAAACAGAGCACACCUGUCCGCUGUGCCUUGGCUGGUUCGACACUAAGACUGGCCUUUCCAAUCAUGUGCGGGGUCACCUGAAGCGGAUAGGCAAGCCUAUUUCGGGCUCUAGCAAGUCACCUCUCUGCAUUCUGACAGAACUUCUUCAAGACGAGAUGGAAUACAAAAACAUUUUAAAAGUUCUUGGUGCCAGACCACAUUUCUCUAAACAUUUUGUCUCUCAAAAGUUUGCCAGCAGCGAUGGGCUGUUUCUUACAUCCACUGGCAUUCCUGUGAAGAUCCAGCAUGGCACCGGCACAGAAGGGCAAUGGGCUCAGAUCAGACCACCCCGGGACAACAUGGAGAAAAAUAGUGCUGAUAAGAUCCAGUCUAGCGCUUUUGAGGACCUGCUAGAAAACAGGAAACUGGAGCAGAAAAUGAAAAUUGUAGGUGACUUAAAGGAGGCCAGGGCUCCUUUGAGCAUCUCCUACACUAGUGGCAGUACACCCGACACACCAUAUGUGAAGCUGGAUCCUACCUGGAACCAAGGCUCUGAAAUUGACUAAUGGUGUUCAAACCAUUCUCAAAUUACUUCAGGUUCACCAUAUAAUUACACAGUACAGCCUACUUACACAGUAUACACAGAUACUGCAGCUGUGUCUGAUCGAGCUAUUUUCCUUCCCAUUAUAAGCAUCAGUAAAGCGCCUUAUUUCAAAUUUACAGUAGACUCACUAAACCUCUUAAAGAAGAAAUGCCUUUAAUUUAAAUGGUGUAACAUUUCCUGCAUAAUUAAUUACAUCUCCCCAACAACUUCAGUGCUAUAUGUGCUCAGAAGUGUAGAGGUAAUAGGUAAUAAUUAGACCCCAAUUCGUCUCCUUUGUCUCAUUCAAAAACUCAUUCAAGUUGAACAAGACCAAGUUUAUUGACAGGAUUUUCUUUAUUUAACACCUACCAGGGUUAACAUGGUUGGAUGAGAGGAGGUGAUGAGUCUUCUCGUUAUGCUACGAGAUUCAAGUUUCAAUUCAAUUUAGGUUUAUUUCUAUAGCUCUUUUCAAAACAGUUGCAAAACAGUUUUAAAGACAAUAUAUUUUUGCCACAAAGAAUAAAAACAUGCAAAAAUAGAAAAAGACAUUAUAAAAUGGAAAAUAUAGUAUUAAGGAAAAUAAUUUAUUUGAUGACAAAUCAUCUUUAUGGUAUUGGGACGCUCCCUUCUAAUGAACAGGUUAGUCAUUUCUUUGAGCACAAAGCUUAAUGCUACAGCACAUAAUGAUAUUCUAGAGAAUUGUGUGCUUUUACUUUUAUAGCAACAGUUUUGGCAGGCCCUUUUCUAUAUCAGCAUGAUAUUGCCCCUGUGCACAGAGCAAGGUUAAAGUUAAAAAAAUAUAUAUUGAUUCAGUCUAGUGUGGAAGAACUUGACUGGUCUGCAUAAAGCUCAAACCUGAACACCUUUGGUAUGACUUGCAGGGUUUGAUCCAAACACUCAUCCCCCAAACCUAAUAUAGCAAUGCACUUUCUUUCUUCUUUUUAGAACUCUUAACAUUAUUAACAUACAAAGGAGGAUUCAUCUGCACACACAUCUGUUCUGAAUCGGGCAAAUUCUCUGUGAGACGUUUUCCUCUGCCAAAAGUAUGCAGUCCACAUAAUUAUUACACUCUAAAAAAUCCUUGGUUAUUUUUAACCAGUUUUUUUCUAAGCAAUUGUGUUAAAUUAACCCAGGAAGUGUUUAUUUUGACCCAACAAUGGGUUGAAACAACCCAACAUUGGUUCAUUUUAGGGGUGUCCCCGACUAAGAAUUUAUAUAGUCGAAUCAGAAUGGUCACGUCUGGCCUAUAGUCGACUGAUAGUCGAAUCAGACGUGUGCUUGUGUGUGCGCGCGCGCCCGUGCAUGUGUGGACGACACCAGGUGGUUAAGGGUACAGCGCAACAUUGAUGCACGAAAAAACAAUCAAACAUUAAUUUACAGAAUUUGUUUAGAACAGAAUAUACCUUUAAAAUAAAUAAAUGAAAUAAGUCAGAACCAAGUCACAAUGUGCAAAUGUGUUUAGGCAAAAUGUCUGAAAAGCAGGGGAACAUAAUUUUGAAAACACAAGCCACAAAUACUAAAAUAAAUUUUCCUUAAACAUCACGUAACAAUGCUGUGCCAUACAAUACUAGAACAGAUCUCGCCUCAAAACUAAUUUUAAAACUACUCCAUAAUAAUUAAUUUUUUUUUUACAAACGGGAAUACCAAUGAACUACCAAUAAAGUUACUUUAUUGUAAAGGAGGAAUGUAGUAAAGAAUUCUUACCAUUUUAAAAAGUCCCUUUCACCUUUUUCCUGCGCACUCUUUCUCCGUCCCUCUGACGCUUGCUUUCAGUUCCAAAAGUCUGCGCCGUGCUUGCUAUAUAUGGUGAUUUUGGUUAUUUUACUUUAUUGUUUAUCAUGCAGCGCAAAGUUCAGUCUAAGUAACGGACUACGUGCAUUUAAAGAAAAGGUGUUAAUUCAUAUUUAAAUGCCCAAACAUUCAGUAAGUGACAAAUGUUUGGAAACGGUGUACACAUUCAUUUGCGAGUCAUCUGCGGGUGCGUGCGGAACGUGCUGCUUCUCUAUACCGGUCUCACAGCACAGAACACGCGGAUAGACGCGAUCCUGCGCUGGGUCAUAGACGGACCUCGCGCUCAUAUGCGCCGGGGGUUUCAGUACCCAACCCUAAAAAUGACCCAUUUCUUUACAUCAUAAAUAGCGCAUUGCAUGCUGCGCCACUGCCCAUAUAACCAAAAUGACAUGAUCCCCAUUGCAUAACACCCCUGCGAAGAUUCGACUGUGAGAUUGGUAGUCGAAUCAGGCUCCUCCGAUCGAAGCAUCGAAUCGUCGACGAUUCGGGCUCACCCCUAGUUCAUUUACAGCCCAACAGUUGGGUUCGUCCCUUUUUGCCCCAGUGUUGGGCUGAAAAUAACCCAGCAUUUUUAGAUUGUAGUCAAUGAGAUCCAAUAUCAAAAGAUAGUGAGGUGGCAAGGGAGGUAAAAUCCUUAAAAAAUCCUUUUAAUGCCAUUAGUGUUCCCAACUUUAUCUUCAAGAUGUCUUUAUUGUUUGAGAUUCCUUAGCAGAAAGUUUUGUGGUUAAUAUUGGAAAUAAUUUUUAAACUGUAUUCAGUCAACCAUUUCUGUUGUCUCAUUCAAUCUCAGUUGGACACAACGUUCACAGUAUACGUAUUUACCUUGGAAAAUCAUCCUGAUGUUGAGCAAUUUUAUUGAAAACACAACCUCUGCAUGACAAGAGCCUUUUGCCUGUUCACUGUCAGCUGAGCGUGUGAUCUGACUUGUUUCGAGUGAUGUUGAAUCAAAGAUUUUGAGAGUGACAGACAGGUGAGGUUUCAGAUAUCUGGGUCACAAACCAGCACUGAACGUUCUUUAUUCUCAUAACAUAGUGUUUUUAUUGUUGUCAGUCUUUUAUAAUAGUUUUAGUUCUUUUAGGUGCAAAUAAUGAAGUAGUUUGUUAAGUGCCGUAGCAUUGAUUUGAGAUAUUUACAGUAAAAAUGGGUAGAGAUGAUCAAUACAGUGUUGAAUGCCUGCACACCCUUGUUUCACAGCUGCUCUCAUAUGUUUUUCCACCUCUACCACCUUCAUUAUUUACAGUGCACGUUAAAACACUCAAUUUGAGUCAUACACUCUGUAUUAAAUAUGUAUGACAGACGCCUCAUGCUUAAGACAAAGUUCUCUUCUAACCUUGAAGUUGCCAGUUGAUGCCAUUGAAAGGUAGAGGAAACACGAUAUUCAGAGAGUGCCAGGGAAAAGUUUGCUACUCAUUGAAAUAUUGUAGCAGGUACAAAAAGAAUGAAUGUCAUCAAAAGUGGCUUUGAAAUUCAAAUGUGAAAAGCAAUAACGUUCUUUUAUCUACCACUGGAAAUACAUCAGCUGCAUUUGCACACUUUUGUUUCAUGUCUACCCAAAUAAAAACUUUCACUAUUCCCAUUUAUUUCACAAAAUGUCCGUUUUAAUUACAUGUACAAUUAAGUUAUAUUUGAUUUGAAAUCCAGGUUCAGUCAGAAUAAUUUAAUUAGGUCUGUUGUUUUAUGUUCUGUUAAAACUCCAGGAUUGGAGGUGGAGCAUUGACAACUAGUAAGAAGUGCAAUGCAGCCAGUUUGAAAAGAAAAGACAUUUGUGCUUUUUAGAGUGGCUUUGAAGAGCACAACUGUAAAAUGUGACUUCGCUUGCACUCAUGUUGUUCCACACCCACAUUUUCAUUUUCAAUACCUGACUUCAUUUCAUUUCCCAAAACACAAAAGGUGUUUUUUUUCCGUAAAUUUGACAGACAUAAAAAAUAACUUGAAGUAGCUACUUUCACAAAAUUAUUAAUUUUGAAAUGAAUUUUAUUUAAGUUAUUCCUUAAGUCGUUUUCCAUUAUGUUUUUUUGUUUGUUUGUUUUGUAUUUAUUGUAUUUCAUUAGUGUUUAUUACUUAAAGCAAACUCUGAUUCUUAAAGACAACUUAGAUUAUAAAAUAUACCAUGUCUUAUCAUCUCCAGAGCAUGCAUUAGUCAAGAUUCAUGCACCAGCUGUAGAUUAGCAUUAAUCGGACACAUUGCCUCUGAAUGUCGAGUGAGAGCAGAUGAAUACUUUCAAAUAUUGUCUCUUGAAAACAAACAAACAAACCAACAAACCUUGUGUCUGCAGACACUACAUGAAAAUGUCCUCAAAAUCAGAGUGCACAAAUUAUCUUUAUGAUAUGAGAACAGAUGGCGUGGGAGGUGAUGAUACUCCGGGAAUAACAGUUUUAUUUUCUUCAAGCUGCUGUGUUUCAUUUCUAAAUCACACACAACAGUAAUGAUGCUGUUGCUAUUCUUAGAGUGGUCAUAAGUGGAAGGCAG
Triplophysa rosa is the source of this 8401-nucleotide messenger RNA. RefSeq names its product zinc finger protein 644b (gene znf644b). Lineage: Eukaryota; Metazoa; Chordata; Actinopteri; Cypriniformes; Nemacheilidae. Gene Ontology annotation, molecular function: DNA-binding transcription factor activity, RNA polymerase II-specific; RNA polymerase II cis-regulatory region sequence-specific DNA binding. Bases 743 to 4123 code for a protein of 1126 amino acids. The record is from RefSeq and is a predicted model, not a curated record. Gene Ontology annotation, biological process: regulation of transcription by RNA polymerase II. Gene Ontology annotation, cellular component: nucleus. The transcript is spliced from 7 exons.